Messenger RNA from Punctularia strigosozonata HHB-11173 SS5, 330 nucleotides. RefSeq lists its product as uncharacterized. The coding region runs from base 1 to 330 and encodes 109 amino acids. The record is from RefSeq and is a predicted model, not a curated record. Lineage: Eukaryota; Fungi; Basidiomycota; Agaricomycetes; Corticiales; Punctulariaceae. The transcript is spliced from 4 exons.
AUGAGUGCAUCCUGGCAGCACAUCGAGGGCGAGAUCGUAAUCAAUGCUCAGCUGCACGCAAAGCCGGGUCAGGGUGAUACGCUCGCGUCGUGGAUCGAGAAGAUGAAGGCCUGGGCGAAGGAGAACGAGCCUGGCACGCUCGAGUACACGUUUGCCCGCGAUGCCCCUGACGGUGAUGUCUUCGCUACAUGGGAGAGAUUUAGAGACGGCGACGCGUUGAAGGCGCAUAUGACCUCAGACAUCAUGAACGAGUUCAAGACGCAGAAUCUGCUCGCCAAGCCCCCCACACCCUUGUUCUAUCAUGGCAACAUCAAGGGACUUGAGAAGUGA